Messenger RNA from Amaranthus tricolor (Joseph's coat), 2169 nucleotides. Its product is annotated as internal alternative NAD(P)H-ubiquinone oxidoreductase A1, mitochondrial-like. The transcript is spliced from 9 exons. Gene Ontology annotation, molecular function: NADH dehydrogenase activity. The record is from RefSeq and is a predicted model, not a curated record. The coding region runs from base 356 to 1834 and encodes 492 amino acids. Lineage: Eukaryota; Viridiplantae; Streptophyta; Magnoliopsida; Caryophyllales; Amaranthaceae.
CCCAAAUUCUAUUAUUUGUUUUUUGCUGAUUUCAUAAAGAAGAUUCCUCCCAAGAAAAUAGGGGAAGAAUGAGAAAAGCAAUGAAAAAUUUUCAAUAAACUUUAAAUGUUUAGACAUUUAUUUUUCAAUCCACUUUCUGAAUAUUCAACUCGACAAAUUAUCUUCCCACAUUCAUCGUCAUCAAACACCAAACACCAAACACCAAAUUAGUGGUUUUAGAGGAGAAAUUCAAUCAAAAUUCAAUUUGAUAUUUCUUUUAGUUAUGAUAUGAUAAAGAGAAAAUCUUCUGCAUUUCAUAAUCAAAAACAACAAAAUACAUGCAAAAAAUUCUAAAAAUAGAAGGAAUAGAACAAAGAUGUCAUUUUUAAGAAAAAUUCUUAAACCCUCUAAUCUGAAUUCUAAAACCCAGUUUUCAGUUUCAUCUAAAACCCUUUACAACUCUGUAUUUCCUGCAAAGUAUUGUACUUCUGCUGCUGUUACAAGGCAUGCUGGGCUUGGGCCCACUAAGCCUGAAGAAAAGCCCAGAGUGGUGGUAUUGGGCUCUGGAUGGGCUGGAUCUAGGCUCAUGAAGGACAUUGACACAAAAAUAUAUGAUAUAGUUUGUGUAUCACCUAGAAAUCAUAUGGUUUUUACUCCAUUGUUAGCAUCAACUUGUGUUGGUACUCUUGAGUUUAGGUCUGUUGCUGAGCCUAUUGGAAGAAUUCAACCUGCUAUUUCUAAUGAACCUAAUUCUUAUUAUUUUCUUGCUAAUUGUACAUCUGUUGAUACAAAACUACAUGAGGUACAAUGUGAGACUGUGACUACUGGAGCUCAGUCAUUGGAGCCAUGGAAGUUUAGAAUAUCAUAUGACAAAUUAGUUGUUGCAUCAGGAGCAGAAGCGUCCACAUUUGGAAUCAAUGGGGUGCAUCAACAUGCUAUUUUUCUUCGUGAAGUUCAUCAUGCUCAAGAGAUCCGAAGAAAACUUCUCUUGAACUUGAUGUUGUCUGAUAUACCUGGUGUCUCUGAAAAGGAGAAACAACGACUCCUGCAUUGUGUUGUCGUGGGUGGUGGUCCUACUGGCGUUGAGUUCAGUGGUGAGCUCAGUGAUUUCAUCAUGAGGGAUGUCCGUCAAAGAUAUGCUCAUGUCAAAAAUUACGUCCAUGUCACUUUGAUUGAGGCAAAUGAAAUUCUGUCUUCCUUCGAUGACCGUCUCAGACAUUAUGCUAACAAACAACUGACUAAGUCAGGAGUUCGACUAGUCCGUGGAACUGUGAAAGAUGUACAGCCUGACAAGUUAAUUCUUAGUGAUGGCUCAGAAGUUCCCUAUGGGCUGUUAGUUUGGUCUACGGGUGUUGGUCCCUCACCUUUUGUGGAGACUCUUGAAGUCGAGAAGUCACCAGGUGGAAGGAUUGGUAUCGAUGACUGGUUACGUGUUCCUGGUGUUCAAGAUAUGUAUGCAAUUGGUGAUUGUGCAGGAUUCCUCGAAAGCACUGGCAAACCGGUUCUCCCUGCUUUGGCACAGGUAGCAGAGCGACAAGGAAAAUAUUUAGCCAAGUCUUUGAACCAGCUUGGUAAAGCGGGUGGAGGGCGUGCAAACAGCGCAGCAAAUAUUGAUAUGGGAGAGCCUUUUGUGUACAAGCAUCUAGGAUCUAUGGCAACUAUUGGUAGAUACAAGGCACUGGUUGAUCUUAGGACGAGCAAGGAAGAAAAAGGCUUGUCUUUGAAAGGUUUUCCUAGUUGGAUUAUCUGGCGAUCUGCGUACCUUACUCGAGUUGUAAGUUGGCGAAAUCGACUCUAUGUGGCCAUUAACUGGUUGACCACAAUUGUAUUUGGCCGUGACAUAAGCCGGAUAUAGAAACUAUUAUCGAAGAACCUGCCACUGAAUCUCCCGCUAUAAUAGGCGUCUUGCUGCAAAUGUGAGCCAUUACAGAAAGAAAUAAUAAAAAAUAUCACAAAUAUUACCUCCGUUCUGAAAUACUUGCAACUGAUUGUGACAUGUUAUAUGAAAAAGUGUCACUAUUAGUUGCAAGUAUAAUGGAUCGGAGGAUGUACGUCUAUGUUUCCCUUUUGUUUAUCUGUAAACUGCAUGUAAAUUUGUUAAUUUCUGAUCCCAUUUGUUUGAAUCUCUCAAUAUUGAUGCCAAAUUUUGUGAGUUUUUCUAAGAAUCAUAGAGGAAAGAUUGAAUUUUGA